Molecule: messenger RNA, 718 nt
Organism: Phyllotreta striolata
Lineage: Eukaryota; Metazoa; Arthropoda; Insecta; Coleoptera; Chrysomelidae
Source: the annotation of a GenBank genome assembly
GUAUAAAUUACACAUCUCAGGGAUGACUGUGUUACAUGCGUUACCACCUUUACACCAACGUCAACGUCAUUCCACGACAAUCUUCAGAUCCCGAUGUUAUCGAAAGCGGCUACCGAAGGAUGGUAACAGCACGAGAUGUCCAAAAGCACCGCGAACGCCUCCGCGCAGACGAUCAUUAAAGUCCACCCGCACCUGCUGGAAGCCGACCAGAUAUCCAAAGUGACCACGGACAGGCGGCAGGGCACGGUGCUGUCCGUGGGCCCCAGGCAGGAGCAGCACUUCUACUCGCUGCUGCGCUUCACCCCGUUCUCCGACAUCAAGGAGAACAGCGUGCGCAUACUGGACAUUCCGCGCUCGAAGCGGCUGCAGUUCAAUCCGAUCAACGUGUCGGAGGAGAUGGAGAGCAAGGCGAAGAUGUUCAGCCUGGCCGACGACGACGGGGCGGGGUUCGUUUGCUGCUCGGUCAUCAGAAGGGAAAUGGUGAGGGACCAAGCGGCUUUGGUGGGGGCUGGAACGCAGACGGACGUGGCCGUUAGUCCGCAUAUUUUAGACGAAAAUAACGUAGCUUAUGUGUAUGGUGUCAAUGGAAGCAUCGGAUCGAAGAGGAAUUAAUCGGUAGCUAUAAGGAUUAUUAGAGGAUUAUUCAUGUAAAUAUAUUUCGUAGGUUUACGUAAGUUUCAUUAAAGAUUUUUUUUACCUUACGAAAAUUCUGGUUCCG